This is a messenger RNA of Cynoglossus semilaevis (tongue sole), 1457 nucleotides long. It is a transcript of the gene rprd1b, whose product is annotated as regulation of nuclear pre-mRNA domain containing 1B. Gene Ontology annotation, biological process: mRNA 3'-end processing. The coding region runs from base 528 to 1457 and encodes 309 amino acids. The record is from RefSeq and is a predicted model, not a curated record. Gene Ontology annotation, molecular function: RNA polymerase II complex binding. Lineage: Eukaryota; Metazoa; Chordata; Actinopteri; Pleuronectiformes; Cynoglossidae. The transcript is spliced from 8 exons.
CAUGUUGAGGUGAAAGUGCAAGGCGGCCAUUUUUUUUCAAAUAAUCUAUCUGCCGUCUGAGAGAGGCGGGAGCAAGCUGCGCGUUUCAGCGGCACAUCUGAACAUUUUUAUUGACUUUGGUGCAAUAAACAAACACCGAGAACUGUGAGGGAGAACGUCCGUGUAUUUGGACUCUGUUUGAGUCGGAGGUUUAGUUCUUCGCUGCUCUGUCAGCAGACGGCUGAUUAGCUCCCAGUGCUAACGUUCACCUCGGCUGUAAACAAACUCUGCAGACAGUGAAGAGACGGUGGUCAGUAAACAGCGAACCCUGUGCAGCUGCAAAUCGAAACCAAGCCAUAGAAAAGGCAUACACCGGCGAGUGUGAGUGGACAACGACAAGCAGGUUCGGUACAAAAAGUCCGGAUGUUUUCGACCCAACUUUAGUUUUUGAUGACAGCGCGAGUUUCACUAAAGUAGCUCGGAGCUCAGUCGCUUCAGGGUCAGGUCUAAUACCUUGACACCUCAACCCACGCUGAUACCCCGGCGGCAUGUCGUCAUUUUCGGAAUCAGCUCUGGAGAAGAAGCUGUCGGAUCUGAGCAGCUCACAACAGAGCGUCCAGACUCUCUCUUUGUGGAUCAUCCACCACCGAAAACAUUCGGGCCUGAUCGUUAAAGUUUGGCACCGAGAGCUGAAAAAGGCUAAAAGCAACAGGAAGCUGACCUUCCUGUACCUGGCCAAUGAUGUCAUUCAGAACAGUAAGAAGAAAGGACCAGAGUUCGCCAAAGACUUUGAAUCUGUCCUCGUCGAUGCCUGUUCCCAUGUUGCCCGUGAAGCCGAUGAGGGAUGUAAAAAGCACAUGGAGAGACUCCUGAACAUUUGGAAGGAGAGAAGCCUCUACAGAGGGGACUUCAUCCAGCAGCUCAAACUGGCCAUUGAAGACACUAACAGCCCCAGGCUGUCAGUAGAAGAAAAGAAGCCAGUAAAACGCAGCUAUCAGAAGGUCCAUGAUGACGAAGAUGAUGAAGAUGAUGACUAUAGAAGCCACAUCUCCCCUCACAGCACAGAUGCCUCUGCUGCCCAGCUGACCGAAGAGCUGGUGAAGGCUCUACAGGACCUGGAGAACGCAGCUUCAGGUGACGCGGCUGUUCGUCAGAGAAUCGCUUCUCUGCCGCAAGAAGUCCAGGAUGUUUCUCUGCUGGAGAAGAUCACAGACAAGGAAGCGGCAGACAAACUGUCAAAGACUGUAGAUGAAGCCUGUUUACUCCUAGCAGAGUAUAACGGCAGGCUGGCUGCUGAGCUGGAGGACCGUAGGCAGCUGGCGCGCAUGCUGACUGAAUACAUCGGCAGCCAAAAGGAGGCGCUGGUGGAAAGAGAGAAGAAACUAGACGAAUACAAGCAGAAAUUGGCUAGAGUGACUCAUGUGAGGAAAGAGCUCAAGUCACAUAUCCAGAGUCUCCCUGACCUUUCACUCCUCUGA